AUGAGUAUUGUUUUCGAAACCUUACUGGCUAUAUUGAUAUCUUACACACCAUAUAUCAAUCGUGGUUUAAUGAUGUAUCCAUUAAAAUUACAUUGGUGGUUUUUACCAUUACCAUUUACAUUACUUGUUUUAAUUUAUGAUGAAUGGAGAAAAUGGAUGAUUAGAAAAUAUCCUGGUUCAAUUAUUGAUCAAGAAACUUCUUAUUAA
Messenger RNA from Rotaria sp. Silwood2, 207 nucleotides. The record is from the annotation of a GenBank genome assembly. Lineage: Eukaryota; Metazoa; Rotifera; Eurotatoria; Philodinida; Philodinidae.